Messenger RNA from Topomyia yanbarensis, 1993 nucleotides. Its product is annotated as proton-coupled zinc antiporter SLC30A2-like. Gene Ontology annotation, molecular function: zinc ion transmembrane transporter activity. The transcript has 6 exons. The record is from RefSeq and is a predicted model, not a curated record. Gene Ontology annotation, biological process: response to zinc ion; zinc ion transmembrane transport. Gene Ontology annotation, cellular component: plasma membrane. Bases 407 to 1993 code for a protein of 528 amino acids. NCBI's taxonomy places the organism in Eukaryota, Metazoa, Arthropoda, Insecta, Diptera, Culicidae.
UACGCCGGUUGAAUCGAGGCGGUUGGCAAAUUGAAGCCCAUGCGCAGACCCGUUCGGUUAGCGUUUGCGUGUGAAACCCUCUUUUGAGUGCUCCAUUAUUUUGUUGUGAUCGACGUGAUAAUUUUUAAGCUCGCCACCAAGAAGAAAGAACUGAUAAAAAGCAGGUUUUACCAUUUGAAACUGCGGUUUGGCGACCGCGAUCGCAGUAUUUAGUGCAGUGUGACGUCGGAUACACAAAUUGGUCAUCACAGAUAGACCUCAAGUUGCAAAACAGUGAUCUCGGUGUGUGCUGAAGUAAUCAAGUGCCGUUGGUGAUUGAUCUGAAAAUCAUUGAUAGCGUAGUGAAGAUUACCGGUUUGCAAGUCAUUCGUUUGCUUGUGUAAUAGUAUUUAAAAAAAAAACAAAAAUGUCGGUAUAUCUAGAAGUUAGCACAAACUGUGACGACGAAAUGUACGAGAAUGAAAACGGAGUGAUUAAUUCAUCCAGCCAGCAGAAUCUACUGUCGCUCCAGAGCAUAACUAGUCUCUCACAUCCGAAUUGUCUGUUCAACCAUAGCCCGGAAAACAGUGAGCCUUAUGGAAAGACUGAAAAGCGUAAACUUUUAUGGGCAAUAGCCUUCACAUUAGUUUUCAUGCUAGCGGAGUUUGUUGGUGGUUACCUGUCCGGCAGUUUAGCCAUCAUGACCGAUGCCGCGCACCUGCUGUCCGACUGCAUUAGUUUCUUGAUAGCGGUCAUCUCGAUCUGGAUCUCCAACAAACCGCCCGACGGGAAAAUGUCUUUUGGAUAUAGGCGAAUAGAGGUCAUUGGAGCGUUGCUAUCCAUCUUUGGUAUCUGGGCGUUAACUAUCUUCCUGGUGGUACUGUCCAUCCAGCGAUUGAUUGCCGACGACUUCGAAAUCGAUGCCGACACCAUGAUCAUAGUUGCGAUCCUAGGCGUCGUAAUGAACAUCGCCACUGCCUUCAUCCUGCACGGAUCGUGCAGUAUAGUGCCCCACAUGCACCACGGACAUUCCCAUGGUCAUACGCACGAACAUGCACAUUCAGGUUUGCACCCAGCGCCUACGCUACAGGUUCCGGCGUCGACCCCAAGAUCUAGGUCCCGAUCACAUUCUCCAAGAAAAAAGAAACCUCAUCCUAGACUGGAGAAGCUUAAGAUCUGUGAUGAAAAGAAGUGCGAUAAUAUGGAACAACUUACCAUUCCGAAUCUGCCGCCGAGCCCAACUGUCAGUCCUUACAACUCAUUUCCCAGCUCCAGGCAUAAUUCGUUUACGGUCAAUGCUUCCACACCGAGACCGAGUCUGGAGAGUAUGCUUCAUUCGGCUAGGACGAAGCUGAAGACAGAAGCCUUACGGCAACGGAGCAUCGACGCUGCCAUAAAUUCUCCAGAUCUCAUAAGUUCCAGUAAAUUUCUAUACAAUAAAAUCAACACGGAUAAUAGUUCCUCAUUGAGUCCCAGCAGAAAGGAGAGCUUAGACAGUAACGAUUCGUCUUCAGCUGACGAGCAGUGCACCAACCACAGCCAUCACCACCAUCAUCACGGAGAAGAAAAUCUCAACGUAAGAGCUGCGAUUAUCCACGUGAUUGGAGACUUUAUCCAGAGCAUAGGGGUUCUAAUCGCUGCAAUCGUUAUCAAAUAUGCCCCAAACUUAAAAGUGGUCGAUCCCAUUUGUACCUUCCUGUUCUCGAUAAUCGUGCUGAUCACGACGGUACGAAUCUUCCGAGAUUCUAUGAGGAUAUUACUGGAUGCUGUGCCAUCAAGCGUUGCGGUGGACAAACUCAACACCGAACUUGAAUGCAUUUCCGGAGUGAAAGCCGUCCAUGAUCUGAACGUAUGGAGCAUUUCCACGGGACUGAACGUGAUGACCGUUCAUCUUAUGGUUGAUCCAAUAGCCAAUACGGCCGAAAUUCUAGUCGCAGCUAACACGAUUGCCCAAAGUGGAUUUGAUAUUAGCAAAUGCACAGUGCAAAUUGAGAAAAUGACUUUUUGUUCGUAA